CGGAAUUCCUGAAAUUAGUCGCUUCUAUUUAAAAAUAUUUCAAAAUAAUGCUACUAAAACUAUUUUUUACGAAAAUUUUAAAUAUAUUGUUAGAUGUUUUUUGCCUGUUGUUAAAGUAACAAAUAUCCUCUUUGUUUAUCUACAAUUAAUAAAUGAUUUGGAUAAUGACGUCAUUAACACCAUGCUGAUUUUUUUCUAACCAAUACCGUUGUCCAAAGUGAUUGGAGAGUGUUGUGUUCUGUGUUGUCCAAGUCCAAAAGUCAAAACCACCCGCAUAUAUUUAUUUGAAAACAAAAUGUUAAAUUUUUACUAUAUUUAGAAUAAUUAUUUUAAAGGGAAUAACUACUAUACAUUGUAAUUGUAAGAAUCAUUGGCGAAAAAUGAAAAGCCGUCCUAAAUAACUUAACGACCUGUAUUACAAAAUCUCCAAAGUUUUGUAAGAUGGAAGACGAAUUAGACGACAAAAUAUUUUAUCAAACAUAUGUGUCCCACAUGAAAAUCAUGUCCCGAAUAGCAUGGAGUGUACCCCUCAAAUUGUCCCACAUAACCUUUUCUUCUUACAUUUGGAGAGUAUUGAAACUAUACGUGUUGAAACCAGAAUUUUUAGUUUUUGGAGCUUUAAUUUUGUUUGUAUUUGUUUAUAUCCAAGCUGUUGAUGAAUGGAGUCGUAAUUUAUUAGGGAGACUACAGUACACCAUAGGUAGAUCAGGAACAAGGUCGAAAGUGGACAGGCUUAGUUUCUUCUCUUCAACAGAUGUUGAAAAAUCUAGCUGGCAGAUGAAAGUAGGAGCUAUAGCUGCUUAUGCUGUACAGGGCAGAAGACCCAAAAUGGAAGACAGGUUCGUUAUAAAUGACAAUAUAAAUAAUACAGGCGUAGCCUUAUUUGCUGUAUUUGAUGGUCAUGGUGGUGAAUUCGCUGCAAAUUAUGCCAAAGAAAAAUUAAUCCAAAAUCUAUUUAAUAAAGUUAUUGAAAUUAAAAGCCUAAUCUCUGGGAAACCAUCUCAAACAACACGUAAAGAACCAGAAGAAGAUGAAAAGAAAGAUCCUGAGAAACCAGUGACCCCUUCUCUUUCUGAACGGAGAAAAAGUUUUCGUCGCACUAGCUCAACUACUGAUGAAUGCAUUAAGACUGGUAAAGAAAUUACUGACCUACAAUUAUUAUCAAAACUGGACAGUAUUCAACCCAUAUCUAAAAGCUCAAGACCUUUAAAAACAACACCUAGUUUUAAGAAAGUUCCUGCAACCUGUUAUUUUGAUAGACAAGGCACUGUUAACUAUGAGAAACUUCUAACUGAUGAAGUGCUGGCUGCAGAUGAAACUUUAGUGCAAAUAGCUAAAAAAAGUUUAGAUGUUGCAGGUACCACAGCUCUAAUAGCCAUCUUAGAAGGAAAUAAAUUAAUAGUAGCCAAUGUAGGUGACUCUAGGGGAGUAAUGUGUGAUGGAAAGGGUAACGCCAUACCCUUAUCAUUUGAUCACAAACCUCAGCAAAUGAGAGAACGAAAAAGGAUAAAAGAAGCAGGCGGUUUUGUGACUUUCAAUGGAGUGUGGCGUGUAGCUGGCAUUUUAGCCACGUCCAGAGCCCUUGGAGACUAUCCUCUGAAAGAUAAAAAAUUUGUAAUAGCAGAUCCUGAUAUCUUGACAUUCGAUUUAAAAGAUCACAAACCAUCUUUUCUUAUAUUAGCUUCAGAUGGCUUAUGGGAUACAUUUUCUAAUGAGGAAGCUAUUAAUUUCAUUAAAGAAAGGUUACACGAAUCUGAUUAUGGUGCUAAGAGCUUAACUUUGCAGUCUUAUUACAGGGGAUCACUGGAUAACAUAACUGUCAUAAUCAUUAAUUUUAAAGAUAAUGCUUUCAGUCUUUUUGACAGGUCUAAUACAGAUAAAAACAAUUAAAAGGCUGUUUCUGGCUUACCAACCAUUAUCAGAAAAACUCAUCUUUAAUAUUGCUGACCAUUAACAACAAUUGUGGUCCAUUAGAAUUUUUAAUAAAUAUUUUUACAAACUUGAAAGUUUACUUCAAAAGAUUUAUAACUUAGUGGAAACAUUUGUCAUUUCUAAAGUUCUAAAUAACACUAUUUUUGAAUUAAAUAUAAAAUAAAAAAGACAGCUUAACAUUAUUGAAAUGUUUUUAUUUAUCUUGGAAUCCAGUCUAUUGCUUCUUAUAAAAUCUUAAUUAUAUUUCAAAGUUUUAAUGAAAAUUAAUAUUUUCUGUAAUAAAAAUAAUUCAUUACUACAUUAUAGUUCAAAACGAAAAAAAAAAAAAAAAAAAAUA
Molecule: messenger RNA, 2269 nt
Organism: Psylliodes chrysocephalus
Lineage: Eukaryota; Metazoa; Arthropoda; Insecta; Coleoptera; Chrysomelidae
Source: the annotation of a GenBank genome assembly